This is a messenger RNA of Torulaspora delbrueckii, 2235 nucleotides long. RefSeq lists its product as uncharacterized. The record is from RefSeq and is a predicted model, not a curated record. NCBI's taxonomy places the organism in Eukaryota, Fungi, Ascomycota, Saccharomycetes, Saccharomycetales, Saccharomycetaceae. The transcript has a single exon. Gene Ontology annotation, molecular function: protein serine/threonine kinase activity; ATP binding. Bases 1 to 2235 code for a protein of 744 amino acids. Gene Ontology annotation, biological process: protein phosphorylation; intracellular monoatomic cation homeostasis; intracellular signal transduction.
AUGGGUUCAAGCGAAGAAAGAAAUCCUAGAAGUGCUUCUGUCAAAAGAACUAGAUCACUCUCAGAAUCUAUUAAAGGGAUAUUCAAGGGAGGGAGCAGCAGUGGGCAUGCGCAGCAUCCCGGUUCUCCCAGUGAAACACCUCCCGCUAUUUUGAAGAAGAAUAGUAGUCGUUUGGGAAAUAUAACCAUCAACAAGGAGGCAGAGUUAAGCUCUUCAAGAGGGGCUCCUAUUCAGGCUCCGACCUCUCCUCUUCAGACACCUAUAGCACCUCGGCAAUCAAAUCUUGGUGUACCAAAGCUAUCAAAGUUAUCCUUGUCCCAACCUUCACAACCAUCUAGCUCUGAUAAUGAUCAUGCCUCUCCACCUCCCAACUUGAGUGAAGAGGAAGAAUUUGCUAGAGCUAGGCAUUCUUCUGGUAGACGAAGCGAUGAAGAACAACGUGGAAGGGACGUAUCAAGAGAAGGUAGACAGCGGCCAAAACAACCAGAAAGUAAGAGCUACAAUGCCCAACAAAGCUCCGAACAAGAAGACAGUGGAUUGAUCGAUUCUGUGCUCGAGAAUGAUGAUAAUGACAACAGUAUCAGGGAAGAGCGUAGUAGUAGCACCGAGGCCCACGCAAAUCGCGCGCGUGCCAGCAGUUCAGCGGUGAGGUCUGGCUCUUUGAAAAGGAUGGGGUCUACAUCAUCAGCUACAUCCUCUAACCAAGGCUACCCUCGGGGCAGACAUCGUGCUGACACUUUUAGUGCAUCCAGCUUGCCUCGAUUUAAUGAGAGGGAGUCUAAAUGCAUUUUGCAAGUUGACAAUUUCAAAGUUUACGAGAAUGGUUUCCAUGAACAUAAUCUUAAAAUCACUUCACUGAUAUCGGAUACUAAUGACGGUAACGACGGACUCUCUAAACAAAAGUCUGGUUUUUCUUUGUCUGGGAUAUUUAAACCUCAUAAGGAGGAUAAAAAGCUGGAUAAUGCAUUAUCUCUUAUUCCAACGGGUACAUUGUCAUUAUCUCAAAGGAUAGAUAAGGCAAGAAGUCAAGCGAUGGAAAGGAAUGGCGAUAGCAUUGACGAGGCAGACGAAGAAAGCAGCGGAGAUGUAGCCAAGGGCCAAACAGAAGACACUAGGACUCCAAAAAUCGUCAAUCCAAAUGCAGCUGUUGGUACGGAAGAGUUAAAGUUAAUCAAUACCCUGUCUGAGAAGAUUCAUCUUGCUUUGAAUGGUAAGUCGUCUAAAAUUGAAGGUGAUGAAAAGACAAGAGAAGACCCUCCUACCAAAUUUCAUGAUCAGUAUGGGAAACCCAUUGGAGUUAUUGGUCACGGUGCCUACGGUGUGGUGAAGAUAUGCUCAAGACCACUAACGGCGAACGACGCGGAGCCAUAUCCAACGUACUCGAAUGGCAAAAGGCUGUUCUUCGCCGUCAAAGAGUUAAGGCCGAAGCCGAAUUAUCAGGUUGAAAAGUUCAGUACAAGAAUCACUUCUGAAUUUAUCAUUGGUCACUCGCUGAGCAGGUGCCAUAAGAAAGGAGACGCACCUGCGCCCAAUAUCUUAAAAGUACUAGAUCUUUUAGAAGCUCAGGAUGCUUUCGUGGAAGUUAUGGAGUUUUGCCCAUCUGGUGAUUUAUACAAUCUAUUGACAAGGAAAUCAAAAAACGGCACUGCCUUACAACCACUUGAAGCCGAUUGUUUCAUGAAGCAAUUGCUACAUGGUGUCCAAUUUAUGCACAGUCACGGUGUGGCCCAUUGUGAUCUGAAACCCGAGAAUAUAUUGUUCCAUCCAGAUGGUUUGCUUAAAAUCUGUGAUUUUGGUACCAGUUGCGUCUUUCAAACUGCUUGGGAGAAGCAAGUUCAUUUCCAGUCAGGCACAAUGGGGUCAGAACCCUAUGUCGCACCAGAGGAGUUCAUUCACGGUAAGGAAUAUGAUGCCAGACAGGCUGAUUGUUGGAGCUGUGGUGUAGUUUACUGCACUAUGGUACUGGGACACUAUUUAUGGAAAGUUGCAGCACGAGGUAAGGACCCAUUGUACGAUUCCUUUAUCGAUGAAAUGUCAGAGCAUAAUGAAUUUUAUGUCUUUGAAGAGAUGAGGCAUGUCAACAAUGAAAUCAAUCGCUUGAGAAGGAUAGCAUUAUAUCAAAUAUUCCAGAUCGAUCCUAAUAAAAGGAUAACAGUAAGCGAUCUGUUGCAAACAGCUUGGAUGAGGCGGACCAAAUGUUGCGUCUUUUACAAACCCGUUGAUAAAGAAAGAUGA